This is a messenger RNA of Morone saxatilis (striped sea-bass), 6436 nucleotides long. RefSeq names its product MTSS I-BAR domain containing 2b (gene mtss2b). The transcript is spliced from 16 exons. The record is from RefSeq and is a predicted model, not a curated record. The coding region runs from base 506 to 3103 and encodes 865 amino acids. Gene Ontology annotation, molecular function: phospholipid binding; actin binding. Gene Ontology annotation, cellular component: cytoplasmic side of plasma membrane; actin cytoskeleton. Gene Ontology annotation, biological process: cell projection assembly; plasma membrane organization. NCBI's taxonomy places the organism in Eukaryota, Metazoa, Chordata, Actinopteri, Moronidae.
AGCCUGCCUCUACCUUGGCGCACAUGCAUGCACGAAGGCACAGACACAGACCCUGACAUACACAAACACACACACACGUACACGGCGGUCCAUCGCUCCGGUCCUCCACUCCGCUGCCUUCACAUGCGUCCCCAACGACUAGCGACGCGUAGCGCCGGCUGCGCCAAGAUGAGCGGUGGCCCCGGUAGCAUCUAAACGUCUCGCCGCCUGACUGACCCAGAGUCGGAGAGAGAGAGAGAGACCAUCUUUCCUCUCUCACAACCCAUCUUCCCUUCGCCAGGAAGAGACCGCAGCGCCAGCCGUUUCUUUCGGCAUCUUUUCUUUUUUUUCCACCACCCCUCCUCCUCCCGUUCUUGCUGCAUCCCUCCGUUGCUGUCGGUCUCCCGGUUUGAAGGAGAAACCGGAGAGAGCCCGGUCGUGGUAUUGUGGAAAUACAUUUUUACAUUUUUUUCCUGCUGGGUGUUGGUAGCGCGCAGUUGGUGCGCGCCUUUGCAAAUUCCGGUGAAUGGUGGAUUUGGCAAACAUGGAGACCGUGGAGAAGGAAUGCGGGGCCCUCGGGGGUCUAUUCCAGGCGAUUGUCAACGACAUGAAGUGCUCCUAUCCUGUGUGGGAGGACUUCAGUGCCAAGGCCACUAAGCUGCAUUCCCAGCUCCGAACCACUGUUCUGGCUGCUGUGGCUUUCCUGGAUGCCUUUCAGAAGGUGGCAGACAUGGCCACCAACACCAGAGGGGCAACCAGAGAUAUCGGUUCAGCUCUGACCAGGAUGUGCAUGAGGCAUCGCAGCAUUGAGGCCAAACUUCGCCAGUUCACCAAUGCUCUGAUGGAGAGUCUGAUCACUCCUCUCCAGGACAAGAUUGAGGACUGGAAGAAGACAGCCAACCAGCUGGAUAAGGAUCAUGCCAAAGAGUACAAGAGGUCACGGCAUGAGAUCAAGAAGAAGUCAUCUGACACCAUGAAACUACAGAAGAAGGCUCGUAAAGAGAUGCAGGGGCGAGGCGACCUGCAGCCUCAGCUGGACAGUGCCAUGCAGGAUGUGACUGACAUGUGCCUGUUGAUGGAGGAGACAGAAAAGCAGGCAGUGCGCCGGGCCCUCGUGGAGGAACGGGGUCGCUUCUGCACCUUCAUCGGCUUCCUUCAGCCUGUCGUGAAUGGAGAGAUCGCCAUGCUGGGAGAGAUCACCCACCUCCAGGCCAUCAUCGAUGACCUCACUGUGCUGACAACCGAUCCUCACAAACUGCCCCCAGCUAGUGAACAGGUGAUCAAGGAUCUGAAGGGCUCAGAUUACAGCUGGUCCUACCAGACCCCUCCUUCAUCUCCAAGCAGCUCUGGCUCCCGCAAGAGCAGCAUGUGCAGCAGCGUCAACAGCGCCCACAGUAGUGCCUCCCGUUCGUCAGGGGGAGGCGGUAGUGCUGGUAUUGGUGGCGGUGGUGGAGGCUCUCAGCCCCACUCACCCACCUCAUCCUCCUCCUCCUCCUUACGCUACCGCAGCAGCCUGCCGCACCAGCCUCCGCCACCGGGGGGCAUCACUGCCCACCGCCUCAGCAGCGUCUCCUCCCAUGACUCAGGCUUCGUGUCCCAGGAUGCAAACAUCUAUUCCAAGCCCCCCUCGCCCAUGCCCUCAGACAUCACUAGCCAGAAGUCAUCCAGCUCAGCAUCAUCAGAGGCCUCAGAAACAUGCCAGUCAGUCAGUGAAUGCAGCUCCCCCACCACUUUUGGCACGUCCUUCGCUACCUUCCGCCCCGCUCUCUCUCACUCUGGCUCCACCAGGCCUCUCUCUGUCAUUCUUCCUGUUCCUGCGUCCCCACCCUAUACCCGCCCCCCUGGAUCCAGCUCCUCCUCUCCCACAUCAAAGGUUCCUAUCUGGAAGGAUUGGUCCAAAGCAGGUCAGUAUGAACAGCCAGUGGCUGUGGCUGCAGUUCAGAGGAGAAAGGAACCUCUUGAUAGACUGAGGGAGAACGAGGCGUCACCAGGCUCCCAGGGAUACGCCGGGCCGUCACACCUUGAUGACACACAGAGAUCCAGGAUGACCCCGGCUACCAUUGCUGCCAAGCACGGCGAGGAGGUUUCUCCAGCAGCCAGUGACCUGGCCAUGGUGCUGACCAGAGGGCUGAGUAUGGAGCAGCAGAAAAGCAGCAGAGACUCCCUGCAGUACUCCAGCGGCUACAGCACAGAGACCACAACCCCAUCCUGCUCUGAGGACACAAUUCCUUCACAAGGUUCAGAUUAUGACUGCUACUCAGUGAAUGGGGAUGCAGAAGGUCCCGAUGGACAGACAGAGUUCGACAAGUCCUCCACCAUUCCUCGCCACUCUAACAUCGCUCAGAACUACCGACGCAUGAUCCAGACCAAGAGGCCAGCCAGCACGGCCGGGCUACCCAGUGGGGUUCUUGGUCCUGGGGUUCAUGGGAUACCAGGACAACCUGGUGGAGCAGGUGGCGGUGGAGCAGGUACUCCAGGCACUGCCACCAUCCGCCGAACCCCGUCUACCAAACCAGGCGUGAGGCGCACACUGUCCAAUGCGGGGCCCAUCCCCAUUCGACCACCCAUUGUGCCUGUCAAGACCCCCACUGUUCCAGGAGACUCACAUUCACCUGGCGCUGGUGGGGGUGGGUAUGCAGGUGGAGGGCACGCGGGUGGCGUGCCUGUGCGUGUGGGCAGCGAAGAGUGUGUGUUCUUCACAGGAGUCGAGGAUGCACAGGGAGCGCUUGAUUAUGUGAAGGCGUCACCAAAGCGUCUCAGCCUGCCUAACACUGCCUGGGGAUCAGGGGCAGCAUUAGAGGUCUACGCCCAGCAGCAUGGGGGCCUUGCAAUGGGAACGGGCUUAGGGGCUGGAUCAGAGGAGGAUCAGAUGAUUGCGGCCAAUCGGCACAGUCUAGUGGAGAAGAUCGGCGAGUUGGUAGCCAGUGCACACGCCCUUGGAGAGGGGCAGUUUCCUUUCCCCGCCCUCCCCGAUGACCCAGCACUGCCACCAACUGGCCCCAGCGACAGUCAGACAGGGACAGAAGGGGCAGAAGGGUCCGGUGACAUGUUGACCACCAUUAGGAGAGGAGUCCGCCUUCGCAAGACCGUCUCCAAUGACCGAUCAGCACCGCGUAUCUUGUGAUUGGAGGAGAAGCAGGAAGAGGAUGAUACUUGUCAGCCAGUAGGGAAUCAGGUGUUGGUGUGGUGCAACCCAACCGCCUAGUACAUACACAAGAACAUAACCAUGUAGGGAAAGCUAUAAUAUAACAGAAGAUGAAUAAAAACAAAAACAUACACAAAAAAGUUUAAAGACGUCAGAGUAAAUGAUAUAUAAUAUAAUGAUAAUAAUAACAUUAAUAAUGUUAACCCAUGCUGACAAUUAAAAGUUAAAUACUGAAUAUUGACAGGCUCCUAGCUGGCCACUAUAACUAGUGUGUGUUGGACGCAUGUUUGUCUUCUCUACACCUUCACCCAGGGACGGAAAGACUUGCAGGAAAAACAUACGAUUAAAAAAAGGCAAAGAAAGAGAGAAAGACUGGGUUCUGUUUGCCGACUUACACCCUUCCCCAUCCUCUUCUCCAACUAACCGACUGUCUCAUCCCAGAUGAAAGACUGAUGACUGAAGGAGGGGGCCAGUGGGGGCAGGAGAGAGGGGGGUCAGAGUGCCAUGUGAACAGCUGGAUUUGAACCCAGGCUGUCUCAGCAGCAACAUACUGUACUUAUUAGCCCACUGAACUGAAGCUUUGGUAUUAGCACGGGGAGCUAACAAGCCAGAGGGCUCCUCUGGUUCAUCCUAAUGUAAAAGAGUCUUUAAAAAAAUACUGUUGGCAUUGAACCGUGCUAGUGCCCCCUUCCCCUCUCUCUCUCUGUGUGUGUGUAGUGUGUGAGUGUGCGUGCAUUCAUGUGUAUGCAUGUGGGCAAAUGUGAAAUGUGAGUGUGUGUGCACAUGUGAUUGAUUGUGUAUGUGUGUGCGAGGGGGGUGGGUAGAGCUCUGCUGCAGGACAGCUGGUUACCCAAUGAGGGCAGGGCUUUUCUCCUGUGUGUUGUGCGUGUACUUUCUUGUUUAUAUCGUGACGUCAUUUACCUUGUUACCACUGUACGAGAAGUUAUGAAAAGUAAUCCAGGCGUAUAGAUAUAUUCAUAUAUAUUUUCUAGAACCAGAGAGAAAAUGUUAAAUCAGAAAUGGAGCAAUAAAUGUGUUUUAUUUUCUUGUUUCCAAGAAGAGGAUCGAUGGAGGAUUGUAGGUUCUCCUUUGUCACAUUCAGGCAAUCAUCAGGAAUGCUAAAUUACACAUUGACUGUGAAUUCCUUUUUGGCGUGUCUCUCUCCCUGUCCCUGUCUCUUUCUGGUGGAGGAAAUGGAUUACAAAAUUGUUGAAAAAAAAAAGAACUGUAAGCACUUUGAUAAGUGGUAGAGUAUGUACAAUAGCCACUAGGUGUUGCUGUAGUCAUACUGUAUGAUAGGGAGAGUGAAAGUGAGAGAGAUAGUUGCCAGUAAGACUGCGUCCUGAGGAAAUUAUUUAAUUUGUAGAAGAAGAAGAAGAAGAAGAAGUAGAAGAAGAAGAGAGAAAGGGACAAAGAGGAAGUGAUAUAGACUGGUAGAAUCGGAGUGAUUGGUCAAAUGAGAGAUGGAAUAAGAAAGUAGAGCAAAAUACUGAUCUAAAAAUGGAUUGGACGUCAGUGCUCUUCAGGGUUCUACAGCGCCAUCGCCUGCUGUGGAUUGUGAAUGGCGCUGAAGCUUUUUAUGAUGGGUGCACUGGUAUCUGAAGGACUGAACACAUAAUGCAAAAAAUACAGAAAUAGGUAAGACUACUUUUGCAUAUAGGCUAUAAAGGGUUGGUUCACCCAAAUGGCAAAUAAACAUAUUUUCUCACGAGUCAUGCAAAUUGUUUAUUGGCUCAGGUUAAGAUAUCUGCCUAUCUGUCUCAAUUAGACUACAUUCUACCACGAUAAGCACAUUUGAUUGAUUAUCAAGAGCAACAGGUUAGCAAGGCAACAUAUUGUGAUUUUCUUGUGUGUAAAUUAAGUUUUAGUUAAACUGAAAACCACCUUCACAACACUGAUCUAGCAGUUGCAGGUUUAAACACAAAAAUCUAGGCAGUGCUUUUGAGAACUGACAAAAAAAUAUCAUAGUACAAUAUUUUCUUUUACCCCUAUAACAAGGAAACUGUUUCAGAAGAAUAUUUUUAAUUAUUUUUUUUUUCAAUACUGUGAAAACAAAUAAAAUAAUAUGUAUAUUAUGCAAUUUGUAAUAUGUUAUGUGGGUUCAACGACACACAAACAUAGAUCAACAGUGGACUUGAAAUGUACUUGCACAUGCAGAUUAUGUUCAUUGGAUAUACAUUUGAGCGCACUCAUUGAAUGCUGUGGGACUGUAUUUCCAAAAUGUUGUAAAUUACACAGUAAUAUCCACUCAUGUUCAAGUGCAAAUACAUAUCAGCACAAAGGCUUAUUUGCAAAUAUAUUCUUACCUAUAAAUACUGUAUAAUUUUGCAUUAUGAGACAGAAAAGUUUAGCCUUAUACAAAGCUGAACAACAGUUUUUUGUCCCAGAUUUGCCUGUAGUUAAAACCUUGCUAUCUAAACUAAAGUGGCUACCCCAGUACCGUUCAGCUCAGUUCAGUGCAUCAACCCAGUUCAGCUCAGGACACGGCUGUAUGAAAGGAUUAUUUAUGGACAUUAAGAUGUGAGAAAAGGUGAAGCCUGUUUGAUGCGCUUGCUGAUGGCAAAGAAGCAGAAGGGUGUAAAUUAGACUUUUUAUGCUGACAGAGAGAGGAAAAUAUGUGUGGAAUGAGCAUUUCACUGCCUGUUCAAACAAUAUUUACUCCAUGUGCUGUACCUGUAAAUGAGAAUCCGGCGCACAGAUUUGGUAUAAAGGUUUGUUAGAAAAUAUUACAUGGAAUAUUCCGUUUUUUGUUUUUGUUUUUCAUUCUGCAGUACUGUUUGAAUAUUUAGUCUUACUUUUAAUUAAUGUAAAAAGAAGAAAAAAAUCCAGUUGUAACACUAAGCUGUGUAACAUAUGGAUGUAGGAUGUGUGGGCCGAGAGUGAGUGUGUCCUUGUUUGGCUGUUGAAGUAUAGGCUAGUGAAAUCUUCAUCAUCAUGUCUGUACGCUCUUCUAGCAGUGACCUGAACAUAGCCGGUGAUAUCAGCGCUCUUACAUGCUCUUUUUUUUCCCUUCUGAACAGAGCACUGUUUUAACCAUGUUUGUGGCUGUUUGAAAAGAAAACGAUGAUGAUUUAAUUUAAAGAGGUAGAGAGGAGAAUGUUUGCAAUUUUUAAACAUGGUCACCCUCUGCAAGCACACUUUUUUUUGUUAAACUUUGAAGGAGUGCUUCAAAUUUUUUUUUAAUUUGUCUGGGGGGGAACUACUGUAUGUAUGUGUGUUGUCACAUGUGGAUGCUGUGUGUUGUAUCAGCUGAAUCUGACUGGGUGAGAGGGUGGAAGGGGAGAGCAGCGGGCUUGGACUCCAUCCCCCCCC